AUGACCUCCUCCCCGUCGCAAUCAUUGACCACUAUAACAAUUAAACCAAUCACAUCCGAAACUGACAUCCCAAUCUGCGCAAGGCUCGCCGAUGCAGCAUUGAAACCAGAUGCCUUCCACGAGUUUCGGAGCCGGUACAUGGAGAAGAAUGUGUAUGACAACACUAUUGAGAAGCUAACCGAAGCGUUGCGAGAUGACCGGGGCCGGUUCUUUGUGUUCAAGGCCGUUGCCUCGCCAGUUCCGAGGGAAGAUCCAACCAUAGAUCUCGAGGACACCGCCAGCACAGAAACCGAAGGGGAGCAGCUGGAAACCAUCGUGGGCUUCACGCUGUGGACGAAGGGAUACGUCGAGGUGCCUAAGAUGGACCCGUUCGCAUCAAAAACUAGGACAGCAGCGGGACCGCCCUUAGAGACAAGUAUUACACCCGCGCCCACGUCGGAAGGUGUCAGUACUGGAAUUGCCGUUGGCGUGCCGAGGGAUCAUGCCAUUGCUAGAGGCGACGGUGCUCCUAGCCCAGCAGGAAAACCAAAGCCAUUCUACGCAAAUCCGGACGCGGAAUUGAGUCGGAAACUGGGCAAUGCGUACGUCGGUACCAUCAGGGGGAAGCGGCAUUUGUAUCUCCACUGGUUGGUCGUCCACCCGUCGUACCAACGGCAGGGUAUCGGGCAGAAGCUGCUCAACUGGGGGAUUGAAGUUGCCGACGGCGAAAAUAUCGUGGCGUGGUUGUUUGCACGACCGGCUGGGUCUAGACUGUAUGAGCGCAAUGGCUGGAAAGCCGUACUGAUCAUCGAGGUUGACGUUCCUGAUGAGGAUUUGAUGGUGGCGCCUGUCGUGGCCAUGUUGAGGUUACCUGCCCAGCAAAGAGGGUAA
Messenger RNA from Cladophialophora psammophila CBS 110553, 870 nucleotides. RefSeq lists its product as uncharacterized. The transcript has 2 exons. The record is from RefSeq and is a predicted model, not a curated record. NCBI's taxonomy places the organism in Eukaryota, Fungi, Ascomycota, Eurotiomycetes, Chaetothyriales, Herpotrichiellaceae. Gene Ontology annotation, molecular function: acyltransferase activity, transferring groups other than amino-acyl groups. The coding region runs from base 1 to 870 and encodes 289 amino acids.